AUGAACGCGGCGAAACAGAGAGAAAAAUUAGGAUACGAAUCAAGGAACACCUUCGAAAGAUCAGAAUUAACGGAACAUAUCGCACAGAGUGGACACGAGAUUAAUUGGAGAGCUAUAGAAAGAAGGGCCUCAUACAGUAACAACACAGGGAUUCGGAAGAUUAGGGGGGCAAUUGACAUUGUUGGGGAGACAAAUCUAAUGAACAGGAGAUUGGAGGAAGGUAGAACUAGCGAUAACUUUGCCUACUGCUUAAGCAAACUCGGGGACAACAAGAAUACAGCAAGACCAGGAAAAAGGAAAUGCCUGGGUCAGGGAUCUAUCGCUAGCUGGAGGAAAAGGGAUCGCGAUGAGCAAAUGGGAGAUGGGGCGGGGAUUUUCGGCAAUCAAAAAAAGACGUUGUCAGUGCGUGAUGUCUGUUCGAAUAAACCGGUACAAGAUUGGAGGCCUAACAGUCAAGGAGCUGGGCAGACGGACAAGCAAACCGUAAGAGAAAUUCGGCGUUAUCGCCAAAAUAUACUAGAAAUCUACUUGAGAUGCAGCUCGCCGCCAGAGAUAGGCUUUCACAGUGGUAAUAUGGGUUUAGUCAAGGAGACGACCAGUGUGCGCAACGCCUGA
Molecule: messenger RNA, 615 nt
Organism: Protopolystoma xenopodis
Lineage: Eukaryota; Metazoa; Platyhelminthes; Monogenea; Polystomatidea; Polystomatidae
Source: the annotation of a GenBank genome assembly